Juglans regia (Persian walnut) is the source of this 3233-nucleotide messenger RNA. Its product is annotated as WD repeat and HMG-box DNA-binding protein 1. The record is from RefSeq and is a predicted model, not a curated record. NCBI's taxonomy places the organism in Eukaryota, Viridiplantae, Streptophyta, Magnoliopsida, Fagales, Juglandaceae. The transcript has 12 exons. The coding region runs from base 34 to 2916 and encodes 960 amino acids. Gene Ontology annotation, biological process: mitotic cell cycle; DNA repair; DNA-templated DNA replication. Gene Ontology annotation, cellular component: nuclear replication fork. Gene Ontology annotation, molecular function: chromatin binding; protein binding.
CCAACCCAAGCCAAACAUAUCCCCAGAGCCGCCAUGAAAGUUCGGUCAGUGAAGCUCAGGGAGGCCCACAAGGUGACCGCAAAUAAUGGCCGCGGCUCAUUCUGCUCCGUCCUGUGGGACCAGCAAGCCCUUCACCUCGUCACAGCCUCCUCUUCCGAUCCCUCCAUCUCCAUCCACGACCCUCUUCUUCCCUCAACUGCUCCCAAGAUCCUCCGCCACCACCGUGAUGGCGUCACCGCCCUCGCGAUUAGCCCCAACUCCACCUGCCUCGCUUCUGGAUCCGUGGAUCACUCCGUCAAGCUGUACAAGUUUCCAGGUGGAGAGUUUGAGACUAAUAUCACUAGAUUCACGCUGCCAAUACGGGCCCUUGCAUUUAAUAGAUCAGGGAGUAUGUUGGCAGCCGCGGGAGAUGAUGAAGGGAUUAAGCUAAUCAACACAAUUGACGGUUCAAUCGCCAGGGUUCUUAAAGGACAUAAAGGACCUGUCACUAGCUUAGCUUUUGACCCUAAUAGUGAAUACUUAGCAUCGAUUGAUUCGACUGGGAGUGUCAUUUAUUGGGAGCUCCAUUCUGGAAGAACAUUGCACACUUUAAACGGCAUAGCUCCUGACACUGGUUCAGACCUUUCUGUCAUGAAUGUAGUUAGCUGGAGUCCCGAUGGGGAGACCUUGGCUGUCCCAGGUUUGAGAAAUGAUCUGGUGAUGUACGAUAGAGAUACGGCUGAAAAGCUGUUUUCAUUGAGAGGCGAUCACACACAACCCAUUUGUUUCUUUUCUUGGUCACCCAAUGGUAAGUACUUGGCCACUUCUGGUCUAGAUAGGCAGGUUCUGAUUUGGGAUGUGGCUCGGAAGCAGGAUAUUGACAGGCAUAAAUUUGAUGAUAAUAUAUGUUGCAUGGCAUGGAAGCCCAUUGGCAACGCACUGGCUAUUAUUGAUGUUAUGGGAAAGUAUGGUGUAUGGGAAUCAGUUGUUCCUUCGUCAAUGAAAUCUCCUACUGACGAUGUUCCAAAUUUGCAAUCAAAGAAUAGUAACGGUCUCCUUUUGUUUGAUGAAGAUGAACAAGAUGUUAAUGUAUCUGGUAGCCUAAGUGAUCUUGGUGAAGAUAGUCAUGGUGAAACUGAAGCUCCUUGCAGGAAAAGGCUACGCAAGCAGUCUGCAUAUGAGGAAAAUUUCAGUGAGGGUGGUAGCGAGGAAUGGAGCUUGCCUCCUAAGGUUGAUUCUCGUAAGAAAAUGAAUUGUAGAAACAAAGAAAGCUUGAAUAGGAACGAGGGGCUAAGAAGCAUAAUGACAUCUGCUAGGAUGAAAAUGCAGGAGGCAUUUCAGCCAGGUGCUACUCCAGCGCAGCCUGGAAAAAGGCGCUUUUUGUGCUAUAAUAUGGCUGGAAGUAUAACCACUAUUGAACAUGAUGGAUACUCCCAUAUAGAGAUAGACUUUCAUGAUACUGGUAAAGGCCCAAGAGUUCCGUCAAUGACAGAUCAUUUUGGCUUUACAGUGGCUGCAUUAAAUGAGAAUGCAAGUGUUUUUGCAAACUCUUGCAAGGGUGAGAAGAACAUGAGUACUCUUAUGUAUCGCCCAUUUAGUACCUGGGCAAAUAACAGUGAGUGGUCUAUGCGAUUAGAAGGGGAAGAAGUGAAGGUCGUUGCACUUGGUACUGCCUGGGUAGCUGCAAUUACAAGUUCUAAUUUUCUUCGCAUCUUUACUGAGGGUGGUUUGCAGAAACAUGUUCUUUCACUUGAUGGGCCAGUGGUAACUGCAGCAGGCUUCAAGGAUGAACUUGCAGUUGUCACUCAUGCUUCUGACUGUCUUCCCUCAAAUGAUCAGAUGUUGGAGUUCAGAGUAUUCAACAUAUCUAAUGGAACCCAGCCUCUCAGGGGACGUCUGCCACUGACUCCUGGUUCACAUCUAACAUGGUUUGGGUUUAGUGAAGAAGGCCUUUUAAGCUCUAAUGAUUCUAAGGGCGUGUUGAGAGUUUUUACUGACCAAUAUGGUGGCAGUUGGCUCCCACUCUUCAGUGCUAGUAAAGAAAAGCCUGACGAAAACUAUUGGGUGGUUGGGUUGAAUGCAAGCAAGCUGUUUUGUAUUGUUUGCAAAUAUCCAGACUUAUUCCCCCCGGUGAUGCCCAAGCCAGUUCUCACUCUACUAAAUCUUUCGUUUCCUCUUGCAUCCUCGGACCUUGGAGCAGAAGCCCUUGAAAAUGAGUUUAUACUGAACAACAUGCAUCUCUUACAGAUUCAAAAGAGAAUGGAAGAAAUGGCUGGUGCUGGUUUGGACACUACUUCACUUGAUGAUGAGGCUUUUAGUAUGGAAGUAGCUCAAGAUAGAUGCAUCUUGAGGCUUAUUGCAUCCUGCUGCAAUGGUGAUAAGCUUGUGAGGGCUACUGAACUUGUGAAACUUUUAACAAUGGAAAAAUCUGUGAAGGGUGCAAUCAAGCUUGUUACUGCACUGAAGCUUCCUAACUUGGCUGAACGGUUCAAUAGUGUAUUGGAGGAAAGGUUGCUUAAUGAAGCUAAACGGACGAAGCAAAAACCUCUCCAAAACUCAGUGGCUCAUGUUGCAGUCAACAAGACCUUAACUUCUGCUGAAAAAAUCAAUACAACGGAAAGUCCCUUGUCAUCACCAAAAUUGACUGCUCCUCUGUUUACCAAGAAGGCCAAAUCACAGGAGGUUGCUAGAGUUGGAAUACAGAAAACGGAACAAAACCAAAUUCCAGUGUUGGAUGACAUUGAAAAGGAAAAGGAGAUAGAGGAUGUAAAGAGCUAUGAGGAGGUAAAGAAGUUUGGGGAAAUGUCUGGAAUACAACCAAAUCGGUCAUCUAAUCCAUUUGUAAAGUCAUCAAACAAGGAGGCGAAUAAAUUAGUGGAAAAUCAAGUACAAUCUCAUCGCCCAUCUAAUCCUUUUCUGAAGUCAUCUAUCAAGUGAAGUCCCUUCAGUUUGAUCCUUCCAAUUUCGUAAUGUGAAGACUGCGGUCUCAAGAAAAGAUAAAGAUCAAUCCAUGUUAUCCGGCGUAACCUGAGCUGAAAUGGUCUAUACACCUGCAGGUUUGUCUUCCAUCCUGUUUCUGGUCUGGCUCACUAUAUAGAGGCACACUACAAUAUGUAGAACUAUGGAUGUCUUGUUCUGUGGUUAUGUAUUUGAGAGAUAAUAGGGGCUUCAUUCUUGUCUUAUGCACUUGGUGCCCUCACAGUUCAUGAUUUCAUUAUAUUGUAUAUCUACUUUGAUGUAAAUGCCAUUCUCUU